Knipowitschia caucasica is the source of this 3036-nucleotide messenger RNA. The record is from the annotation of a GenBank genome assembly. NCBI's taxonomy places the organism in Eukaryota, Metazoa, Chordata, Actinopteri, Gobiiformes, Gobiidae.
AUGUCCAUCAGCGUUGAUAAAUGUGUACGACACAAGAAGACGUUUGUGUGUUUUUGUGUGGUUCCAGAGGAUGUGUCCGCAGACAGCGCAGAGUUCUCUGACCGGACGUCCUCGAUGGAGCUGCGUCUGCGAAGCCACGAGGACGAGAUCACGCUGCUCAAGUCCUCAUUGGCCGACGCUCUUAGAAGGAUCCGCCUCCACGACCAGCUCCUGCCGCUUCUCAAACAGCAGCUCAUCGCAGUGAACCCUGCAGCUGCUCGGGUUCUGACCCACGUGUGCUGCUCAGACGGCUGCAGUAACAGAAAAGCCUCCACAGAGCGACAGCCCACCCCCAGCCACGAGUCCAACAACAUCUCAGCUCACAAAACAAACGGCAUCUCGGCGGGUCCAGCGUCCGCAGAGCCCGCCUUCUCAUCCGUGCAGACUCAGAACCGAUCCACCCAGACUGAACAAGCCUCGUUCCCGCUGGAGACGCCUCCUCACACCAGGCUCACUUUAGAUCUGAACAGGGGCCUACGGAGCCUCCACCUGGAAGACGGACUGCCCCCAGGGGACUCCAACCGGUCCUUCUCCGAGUCCAGCCGCACCAAACUGCACCGAGUCCCAAGCGUUGACGAGGAGGCGGAGGAACCCGAGGAGGAUGAGGCGGGAGAGGGGCAGGACAAGGAGCUGGGCUGGGCUUCUGAACUGGAGGAGCCGGUCCAGCCCUCCAGCAUCAGGACCCUGCAGAGAGAGGAUUACCAGGACUGUAGCUCCUCUCCGGACGAACAGAGCCCCACCUCCACCCUGGGCCGGAGCUCGGACCAGCACAACCCGCGCUCAGCACCUCUAUCCCCCAUCCAAGAGGGAGAUAAGGUGCCCCUGGUCAGAAGGAACAGUGACAAGACGAUCAGUGACAAGCCGAGGAAACGCCUGGAGAAGAAGGCCGCCUCCUCAGCCAACCUCCUGACCCGCUCCCCCAGCCUGGAGACGCGCACCAAGGACCUCGUAUCCAAUGCAGGCUCAGGAUCCAGGAGAGGGACGUACUGCCAAGGGCAGUCUAUUAAAAUGUUCAUCCGUGGUCGGCCCAUUACCAUGUACAUACCCUCCAACAUCCACAACUAUGAAGACUUGAAGAUGGACACGCCCUCCGAGAGGCUCGAGCUGGACUGGGUUUACGGUUACAGGGGCCGGGACUGUCGUGCAAACUUGUACUUCCUCCCCACGGGCGAGGCGGUGUACUUCAUCGCCUGCGUGGUUGUGCUCUACCACAUUAACAACCGCACGCAGAGGCACUACCACAAACACACCGACUGCGUGCGCUGUCUCGCAAUACAUCCAGACAAGGUGCGGAUAGCUUCUGGUCAGACUGCAGGAGUGGACAAAGACAAGCCGCUGCUGCCGUGCGUUCACAUUUGGGACUCCACCACCCUGGCCACACUCCAGCAGAUCGGCCUGGGCACGUUUGAGAGAGGAGUGGGGUCUGUGGCCUUUUCAUCCGCUGAUUCGGGUGCAUCCUUAUGUGUGAUCGACGACUCAAACGAACACAUGCUGUCGGUGUGGGACGCUAACAAAGGCACCAAACAAGCGGAGGUCAAGAGUACGAACGAGGCUGUGUUCGCCGUGGACUUCAACCCCAGUGACAGCAGCAACAUCAUCACCUGUGGAAAAUCCCAUGUUUACUUCUGGACCCUCAGCUCCGGACAGUUCACCAAGAAGCAGGGGAUCUUUGGAAAAUACAAGAAGCCUAAGUUCAUCCAGUGUUUCGUGUUCAGUCUGACCGGGGACGUCCUGAGCGGAGACUCGGAGGGGAACAUUCUGACGUGGGGCAAAUCUGCUGCUGAUACCAAAACCCUCGGCAAAGGAGCUAAAGAGACCUUCCAGAUCAUGCGUCAGACCAGGGCCCAUGAAGGCAGCGUGUUCACCCUCUGCCUGCUGCCGGGGGGAGACCUGCUUAGCGGAGGGGGUAAAGACCGCAAGAUCAUCCGCUGGAGCGCAGACCUGGCCCCCGAGCGAGAGUGUGAGAUCCCAGAGCAGUUCGGAGCAGUUCGGACUAUUGUCAAUGUUGACGACGUAGAACUUUUGGUGGGAACGACCCGAAAUGCUAUUCUCAGAGGGAGCUUCUCAGACGGCUUUGUGGUCAUAGUACAGGGCCAUGUGGAUGAGAUGUGGGGCCUGGCCACACACCCCUCUCAGGACGUCUUCCUCUCCUGUGGGAACGACAAGCAGGUCUUUCUCUGGAACGCCGACAGCCACAGGAUGGACUGGUGCACCACGCUGGAGGAGUACGGCUUAUGUGUAGACUUCAGCCCGGUCAGCUCAGUCGUGUCCAUCGGCCUCAGCACAGGAAGGUGGCUGGUUCUCGAUCUGCUGACGAGGGAGGUGGUCUCUGAGUCUGUAGAUGGGAACGAGCAACAUUCUGUGAUGAGGUACUCCCCAGAUGGCAGCUUCCUCGCGGUUGGCUCUCAUGACAACUUCAUCUACAUCUACAGCGUGACGGACGACGGACGACGCUAUUCGCGCUUCGGGAAAUGUAAUGGCCACUCCAGUUUCAUAACUCACCUGGACUGGUCUAAAGACGGAAAGUACAUCAUGUCUAAUUCAGGGGACUAUGAAAUCCUUUACUGGGAGAUUGCGGGAGGCUGUAAACUUUUAAGAAAUCGCUAUGAGAGUAAAGACCGGGAAUGGGCCUCGUAUACAUGCGUGCUGGGCUUUCACGUCAUGGGGGUGUGGCUGGAGGGUUCUGACGGCACAGACAUCAACGCCCUGUGUCGCUCUCACAGUGAACGAGUGGUGGCUGUGGCGGAUGACUUCUGUAAAGUGCACCUGUUCCAGUACCCCUGUCCCAAGCCCAAGGCACCAAGCCGCAAGUACGAGGGCCACGGCAGUCAUGUGACCAACGUGUGCUUCACCUACAGCGACUCUCACCUUCUUUCUAUGGGGGGAAAAGACACGUGUAUUCUGCAGUGGAAGGUUCUGCAGGUGGGGGACAGCAGAGAGAGGCUGGCAUCUCUGUCGUCUACUUCCACCAGUUCUCCAGAACCUGCUGUCACUUAG